This is a messenger RNA of Homarus americanus (American lobster), 519 nucleotides long. Its product is annotated as swi5-dependent recombination DNA repair protein 1 homolog. Lineage: Eukaryota; Metazoa; Arthropoda; Malacostraca; Decapoda; Nephropidae. The coding region runs from base 1 to 519 and encodes 172 amino acids. The record is from RefSeq and is a predicted model, not a curated record. The transcript is spliced from 2 exons.
AUGCUGGAAAAAUUUGACAUGAAACCUGUGAAUGGUAAAUUGGAUGUAACGACCCCAGCUCUCCCAAGACGACCCCAGCUCUCCCAAGACGGCCCCAGCUCUCCUAAGACGACACCCAGCUCCCCAAGACCAAGACGACCUCCAGCUCUCCCAAGACGACCCCAGCUCUCCAAAGACGACCCCCAGCUCUCCCAAGACGAACCCCCAGCUCUCAAAGACGACCCCAGCUCUCCCAAGACGACCCCCAGCUCUCCCAAGACGACUAGCUCUCCCAAGACACCCCAGCUCUCCCAAGACGACCCCAGCUCUCCCAAGACGACCCCAGCUCUCCCAAGACGACCCCCAGCUUUCCAAGACCCCCAGCUCUCCAAGACGACCCCAGCUCUCCAAGGACAGGCCCCAGCUCUCCAAAGACGGCCCCAGCUCUCCAAGACGACCCCCAGUUCUCCUAAGAUGACCCCAACUCUCCCAAGACCAAGACGACCUCCAGCUCUCCCAAGACGACCCCAGCUCUCCUAA